UUUUGCAGAUUUUUAAGGACUUUCAGGAGCCCCUAAAUGCACCUUCGAAAAUUUAGGGAUUUUUGGGGACUUUUAGGGCCGCGUGCGAACCCUGUUUAAGGUUUUUGGGAGUUUCUUGUUGUUGUUCUCCUUCUCAUCUUUCAUGGCAAUCUGCCGAAGGUCCAUCCAUCUUAGUAGUCGGACUAAACUGUAUAUGAUGGGGCUCUUCUCCAGCAACUUUUCUAUCAUGUUUACCAGGAAAGUUUGGCAGCUCAUUCUAAAUUCCUGCGUUACAUGGUCGGUUCCAAUGCCAGAUUUCAGAAGGAGCCUCUCAGCAGCAAAGCCUAUGCCUAGUUUCAAUAAACCCACCCAGUGUGACUUGUCACCCACAUUAAUCUUGACAAGGUUGGUGAGGGAGGCUGCCUUUUCUUUAAGGACUUCAGGCUUGAUGAACUUUUCCAUCAGUCUUGAUGAGGGUGCCCAUGUCCUUUGCGAUGAAGGGAAGCGUAGGCUUGUCAGUCUGGUACACUUUCAGGAAUGGUUCCACCAGCCUGGCGCACAUUAGAAAGAAGUGAAGCUUGGCAACAAAGAUGGGGUCCUGUGCUGCUUUCUGAACAACAGUGAAGGAGCUGUUGGUUGGGCAGGUCACCUUACACAGAAAAUCUUCCACCCCCCCAUCCAGCUGCCUCGCAACCGAUUUGAAAUGAAUUAUGGAGGAUGUGGAGACCCAAGCUUGCAGUCUGCAGCAUACGGCGGGUGGUCAUCUUUUCUAUUUGUUCUUGAAUUGAUUUGUACAGCUUCCAAUUAAUAAAACAAAAGCUUUUGGUGACUGAAGUUGCUGCUGAAUGUCCCAGGAAUUCAGAGGUGAGGUAGCAAGUGCGGACCCGGUCAUCAAUCCACAAUCGCACAUGAAUGUCCAGCUGCUUCUCUUGCAUCUCAUGAUUUAGAGACUCAUCAAAGAGGAGAACUUACUCUGAUUCAGCCUUCACUUUCUGCCUCAGUAGAGAUGAAAAGUCAGCAGCGAUGCCAAAUGUAGCCAGCUAAUGAGCUAAGCUAAACCGGACUAGCAGUCCUAAUAGCCUUCGACGUGCACCAAGACACCAAGACUGAAGGAAGGAUGUUUGAAGACACUAAAGUAGUGAUUGUCGUACUUGGUCGGGACUUACGUAGGUGCUGCUGCUACUACCAGUAUGAGGAGGUCAUAUAUACUGCUGCAUGUACUCGACCGCAGUGUUACCCAGUCAGCGCACGUGUGUGUGUGCGCCUGUCACUCAGAGGCAGAAGAAGGAAGAAGACAGUCAAAAUAUAGAGGAAAUCAGAGUGACGCUGGUGCAGACAUGGACCUGCGCUCUGAGCUACUUAAAUCCAUCUGGUACGGCUUCACGGCACUGGAUCUGGAGAAGAGUGGAAAGGUCUCCAAGUCUCAGCUGAAGGUGUUGUCACACAACCUCUGCACAGUGUUGUGUAUCCCACAUGAUCCAGUUGCUUUGGAGGAGCACUUCCGGGAUGAUGACGACGGUCCAGUCUCCAGUCAGGGUUACAUGCCCUACCUAAAUAAAUACAUCCUUGAUAAGGUAAUUGAAGGGUCAUUCAACAAAGAAGAUGUGGAUGAGUUGUGUUGGACACUGACAGCAAAGAAAAACUACAAACCCAAUACAAGUUCAAGUACAAUUCUGGCAGAGCGAGAUGCAUUUCGGCUUUGGUGUCUUUUUAAUUUUCUGUCGGAGGACAAGUACCCUUUGGUGAUGGUCCCUGAUGAGAUGGAGUACUUGCUCAAGAAGAUUUGCACAGCAAUGAGUGUUGAGUUCAACUGUGUUGAACUGGAGGACAUAUUCUCCCAAGAUAAGGUGCAGCACAGUGGCAUCACUGUUUGGGUUUUCUUGGAGAUGAUGGAUGCAGGAAACGUGGCCAGUGGCAUUGAUAGGAGUGUUAUCAGCAUGGCUAUCGAGGAAGUAUACAAGGAGAUCAUUGGCGAUGUCCUUAAAGAGGGUUAUUUGUGGAAGAGAGGCCAACUCAGAAGAAACUGGAAAGAGCGCUGGUUCACUCUGAAGCCAGGCAACUUGUUCUACUACACUGGGGAAGACCGUAAGGAGUGCCAGGGCAACAUUGCUUUAGAUGGUAACUGCUGUGUGGAGGUAUUGCCAGAUCGUGAUGGUAGAAGGUGCAUGUUUUGUCUAAAAACACUCUCCAAAACAUAUGAGAUGAGCUCAUCAGACACCAAACAGAGACAAGAAUGGAUAACAGCCAUUCAGAUGGCUAUAAGGCUGCACGUGGAGGGGAAGACUUCCCUCCACAAGGACUUAAAGCUGAAGCGGCAUGAGCAGCGUGAGCAGCGCGACAAGCGGCAACAAGCCAAGGAGGAAGAGCUGCAGAGGCUACGAGCUCUUCAGGAGGAACGGGAGUGCAAGCUGGCUGAGCUGGAGCUCUUGAAGGAGGCGCAGAAGCAGGCCCAGGUUCUCCUGGAGCAGAAUGAGGAGAAGAGGCGCCAGCAGCAAGAGGAGCUCCAGCAGAACUUGGAGUUGCGAAUCAGCAUGCAGGCAAAGAUGGUUCUUAAAGAGGAAGAAGCAGAAAGGCAGAGGAAGAGGAUUUGUGAGCUGGAGGAUAUGCAGAAGCAACAGGAGGAAGCACUGCAGCAGGAGAUCAGAGCCAGGCUCGAUGAGGAGGCAUUCCGCUAUACUCAAGCAGGGUUACUUGCUGAGGAGGAGGAAAAAAUGAAGGCUCUGAUGACCCUGCAGGAGGAGCAGGAAGAGUAUAUCCUAAAGACUCAGCGGGAGAAGCAGGAGCUGAAGCAGGAGAUGGAAGCCAAAUGCCGUGCCCUGGAGGAGGCGCAGAGGCAGCUGGAGGAGGUCCGGGCCAACCGGCAUAGGGUUGACCAGGAUGUGGUGGCUGCUCAGAGGAAACUUCGCCAAGCAAGCACCAACGUCAGACACUGGAAUGUUCAGAUGAACAGACUAAUGCGACCAAUUGGGCCCGGGGAUAAAAGACCUUUGUUGGCAAGCUCCCGGUCAUCCUUCCAGAUUCCGAGUGAGAGAGAUCCUGGUCUGUAUCUCAGAAGGAUACCAGCAUCUGAGGAUCAAAAUAAGGAAUGCAAAGAAAAUGUCACUGAUGACUGCAGUUGUGAUGCAGAUUUAAGGAGCCACAAAUCCUACACUUCGAAUGGAGACCCAAACUUCCCCUAAAUGCAAAAGUUAUCCAAGAUGCACUUCCAAUUGAGUGUAUUUUGACUGGAGGGGUAGCCUUUAAAACUGAAGUGAGAGUGUUAUUCAAAUGUUAGAUAUCCCGUGCUCUUUUUUCAGUGUUUUUAAAUCUUUUAAUGAUACACUGUCUCUGCAUUAUUGACCAGUCAAAUCUGAUAUUGAUGCAAAACACACCUCAGGGCUUUGUAUAAAUGGAACUGAGAAUAAUUGCAUUAGUCAUGUUAAAAUGCAGAAGGCUGUACAUGCAGAAAAGCCAACCUAACCUACGCUAACCUAACCUGCUCAUCAGCAUUUCAUAUUUCUGGAGGAGGUGGCUUGAAUUUUCUGUGUAUUAUAAAUAGUGAUUGUAUUAUUUCCUUUAUUAAACAUUUACAAACUCCAAUUCUAAUGAAGUGUAAAAGAAGUAAAACAGAAAAUACAAUUAUUAUAGAAAAAUACAAUUAUUUUUAAAUCCCUUUCAACCUAUAUUUGAUUGAAUACACAAAGACAAUGACAAGAUAUUUAAUAUAGGGG
This is a messenger RNA of Syngnathoides biaculeatus (alligator pipefish), 3689 nucleotides long. RefSeq names its product differentially expressed in FDCP 6 homolog. The record is from RefSeq and is a predicted model, not a curated record. The coding region runs from base 1170 to 3158 and encodes 662 amino acids. Gene Ontology annotation, cellular component: cytoplasm; nucleus. The transcript is spliced from 13 exons. Lineage: Eukaryota; Metazoa; Chordata; Actinopteri; Syngnathiformes; Syngnathidae.